Molecule: messenger RNA, 1104 nt
Organism: Papaver somniferum (opium poppy)
Lineage: Eukaryota; Viridiplantae; Streptophyta; Magnoliopsida; Ranunculales; Papaveraceae
Product: prolyl 4-hydroxylase 1-like
Exons: 10
Coding region: 1-1017 (338 amino acids)
Biological process (GO): peptidyl-proline hydroxylation to 4-hydroxy-L-proline
Cellular component (GO): endoplasmic reticulum
Molecular function (GO): iron ion binding; L-ascorbic acid binding; procollagen-proline 4-dioxygenase activity
Source: RefSeq, a predicted model, not a curated record
AUGUCGACGUCCAACUCCAACUUGUCUUCCUCCAAAACUACUGUUUCUAUCUCAGCACUUCCUUGUCGUUCGACCCGUUCUCAUGCUCGUCUUCAACUCAAAGCCAACCUCUCAACUAUCCAAAAAGGAAAUUCUUCAAUCUCCGAAUACUUUUGUAAAAUCAAGGAAAUUGCUGACGCUCUUGCGUCUGUCCAUGAACCUCUUUCCGAUCUUGAUCUUGUCUCUGCUACUCUACGUGGUUUAGGUGAUGAUUGGAUCGACAUAUAUGCUGCAAUCCGUCACCGUUCUACUGUUCCAACUAUUUCGGAGUUGCAUGCUUUACUUCUCCAAAGAAUUUCUAGAUGCUGGGAGAAUGAAAAUGAGGCAAAGAUGCUCCGUAUCCAAUUUGUCAAACCUGAGAUUAUCAGCUGGGCUCCGCGAAUCAUUGUCCUGCAUGAUUUCUUAAGUUCGGAGGAAUGUGAUCACCUUAUAGCAAUUGCCAGGCCUCGCCUCCAUCCUACGAAGGUACAGGACGCAGAAACAGGCAAGGUAAUUAAGAGUGACAAUAGGACAUGUUUCGGUAAAUUUUUGAGUAAGCAAGAGAGUAAGAAUCCUAUUGUACAGGCAAUUGAAAAACGAAUAUCAGUAUUCUCUCAAGUACCAGUAGAAAAUGGGGAGGUUAUUCAAGUUUUAAGGUAUGAAAAGAAUCAGUUCUUCAGGCUGCAUCAUGACUACUUUUCUGACACUUCCAACUUGAAGCAAGGAGGUCAGCGAAUAGCAACAAUGCUCAUGUAUUUGAGCGACAAUGUGGAAGGAGGAGAAACUUACUUUCCCAUGGCUGGAACAGGAAAAUGUAGUUGUGCUGGGAAAAUGAAAAAGGGGUUGUCUGUAAAAUCGAUUAAAGGAGAUGCAGUUCUUUUCUGGAGCAUGGGACUUGAUGGUAAGGAAGAUCCAAGAAGUAUACAUGCAGGAUGUGAAGUCUUAUCAGGAGAGAAAUGGACUGCUACGAAAUGGAUGAGGCAAAAUAAACACAACUAAUUUCUCUCCGGCUGCAGCUAGCCCAUUUAAAAACAUCUUUGGCACAUCUUAUAUAUACACACAUUUUUAGUACUCUUGAUCAGAAAA